This is a messenger RNA of Erigeron canadensis, 1043 nucleotides long. RefSeq names its product zinc finger protein 4-like. The coding region runs from base 324 to 857 and encodes 177 amino acids. Lineage: Eukaryota; Viridiplantae; Streptophyta; Magnoliopsida; Asterales; Asteraceae. The record is from RefSeq and is a predicted model, not a curated record. The transcript is spliced from 2 exons.
GUUUUCUAGUCAGUGUCCAACAUGAAAGAAAACAAGAAUGGUAUUAACAAGGUUUUAGUGACUAGAUCACUUCACUGACAACCCACCCAAAACACACACCCUCUCUCUUACUAUUAUUUUCAUGUUCUUAUCCAUUUUAUUCUCAUUUCUUAAUCUGCUUGUUUUCAUCUUUUUCCCCAUUUUUGGCAAAAAUACUCACAACCACUAUAUAUCAUUGUUACAUCAUCAUCAUGUGUCACAGUUUUCAGGUGAUAAUGACUAAAUACUCAACAACCGGAGCAAUUUUCUUGUGAUUAUUGAUUUUAGAUAAGCCUAACUGAAACAUGGAACCACCAAAAGACAAUACGUUCCUGGUUGACUUUACUCUUGGUCUUAAGUCCACGACUCCUGAACUGACAGGUCCUGAAUCAGGGACAGGGUCGCAAAACACCAGUAUAGGACAUGGUGUGCCUCGUGUCUUCUCUUGUAAAUACUGCAGGCGGAAGUUUUACAGUUCACAGGCAUUGGGAGGCCACCAGAACGCACACAAGAGAGAAAAACUGAUCGCCAAGAGAGCUGUGAAGAUGGGGUUGUAUUCUGGUAGCCAAGCCGGCUUGGCAUCCUUUCCACUUUACGGGUCCACAUUUCAGUCUCUGGGUAUCAAAGCUCAUGCCUCAAUGCAUCGACAUGUUGUGCCUAAUAUAUAUAAUGUUAAAGGUGGUCCUAGAUUUGACCAAAUGUAUAAUGGGUCACCGAUCUUUGUGGAGGACUUCGAGCCAGAAGCCUAUUGGCCUGGCAGCUUUAGGGAGAUUGAUGGCGCAGGUUCGGUUCCUAAUAGAGAUUCGUCAACAACACUGGAUUUGACUCUCAAACUUUGACUUUGUAAGUUUAUCUGACAGUUUCUAGCAUAUCUUAAGGUUGUUGGCUGUUGUAUAGUGGGAUUAUUUUUGAAGAUUGGUUUUUGCUGAUUCUUCUGGUAAUAUUGUUGUAUGUAUAACAUGUAUUUUCCCAACAAUAAUAAAACAUCGGUUUGAGUGCAUUAAAGUUAAAGUAAUUUUUUAAAA